GGACUUGAACCCGAUCGAACAUCUCUUAUAUUUUCCGGACCCAUUCACAAUCUUGUGUAUUUUGUAGAUAGAUGGGGAGAAGUGUCAUGCAAUAAAACAGAAAGUCAGGAAGCUUUAUAAUUAAUAGAAGAUACAAGAGCGUCAUUAUACUUUUGUCUACAUUGAACUGCCUUAAUUUGCACAUGAUAAAAUACUACCUUUGGACCCACAGCUCUGUCUAUGAAUUUGAGAGUGGACAUUUAUAGCAGCUUGAGGGAUAGUCUGUUAGUGUAAGACGUUGGGGGGUUUUCCCAGGGCAGACAUGCAGGGAACGGGAACGGCACUGACAGCCAAGUUGCGUAGGUGGCAGCGGAACUAUAAAUUCAGAUGUAUUUUAUUAAGAAGAUAUAUUUUGUUACUUUAGACUUCGUAGUCGUGGUUUGAUAUGGAGACGUGCGCAAGGAACCGCGAGAUUCCUGAAGACACCGUGAUUUCAAUGGCGCAGCAAGAGACUGUUUUUAUUUUGCUCAAACACUGUCAAGAAAUGAAGCGACAGGAGAGUCGCUGGCGUCUUGUCACGUUAUUCUUGGUUCUGGGAUGUGCAGCUGUAUUUUUCUUUACGCAGCGUGUGAUCAGAGACUGUAAUGAGAAGGAUACAUUCACAACUGCAGAAAACUCAAGACAGCAAGCUAUAGAUCGUCAAGAACAGAAUCUGAAGCCAAACGCUCACCUGACAACAUCAUCAAGCUGCAACUCCGUGCCUAAAGACUACAUCCAAUGGGAACACCAGGACACCGGCUUGAUGCACAUGCAGAAUUUCACCUAUGACGAGAACAAGCAAGCUCUGGUUGUCCCUCAGGAAGGCCGAUACUUUGUCUACGUGGGGGUCAACUUUCGAAUGCCGGAUAAGGACAAGGUAUCUGGCAAGGUCCAUUUUCUUAGCCUGAAAGUCCUGAAAUACUCCAAUAGCUAUGAAAAUAAUUGGCCUAUCAUGGAAGUCAAGGAUAGCAUACCAGAUGAUAGGAGAGGAGAGAGAAGGACAAUGUACACAGGACAGGUGGUCACCCUGGAGGAAGGGGAUCUCCUGAUGGUGUCCAUUGAUGAAGACAAUUAUGAACUGAUUGACUGUUCGGCAGAGACCACCAUGUAUAUUGGUGCUUUUCUCCUCUAGACAAGGAGAACGUGACUAUACCAAAAAUAUGCAGUCUUUGUGGAUUUUUUGUUAUUUAUUUCCAUGCUUUUAGUAAGACCAAGGCACAUUUUUAAAUCCUUGUGGAUACAAUACAUCUGUAACAUGCAGGUAUUAGUUAAGGCUUUCCUUCUGACAAAAAAUGACCUUGUUAAUGUUUUAGUAAAUGUAUUCACGUAUUAAUUUCAUAAUAUGUACUGUUCCUUUCUUGAUCAAGAAUAAUUAAAUUGU
Molecule: messenger RNA, 1399 nt
Organism: Coregonus clupeaformis (lake whitefish)
Lineage: Eukaryota; Metazoa; Chordata; Actinopteri; Salmoniformes; Salmonidae
Product: tumor necrosis factor ligand superfamily member 15
Exons: 4
Coding region: 425-1150 (241 amino acids)
Biological process (GO): immune response
Cellular component (GO): membrane
Molecular function (GO): tumor necrosis factor receptor binding
Source: RefSeq, a predicted model, not a curated record